UUUAAUUUCAUUUUUAAUUCACAACGCUUCCCGGCGUGUCUUGUUUAAAGAACUGAUUAUUCUAACGUUCUUGGACUCGGCAACAGCUGACUAUGAUUGAAAUGAGACCCAAACACAUGACUAGGCGUUCAAGACAUGACACCGUAAUCAAGAUCGAAGUGAAAGCUGAUUUGUAUUAGUCCCGAUCAUGCUCGGCCGAUGUAUCAAAUCUUUCGUUUUACAGGGUGUUGCGUAGCAACCGCGCAUAAAUCGGACUAUAUUCAUUAGAUAAAACGCAUGAAACAGAUAAACAGCAAUUAUGUGCAGCGAAAGUCGUUGAAAAAUAUCAACACGUGUGAAGCAUUGUGUAAUGAAUCAAUGCGGUUCACCGUCAGAAGGAAAGCUAGAAAACAUUCAAUUUGGAAUAAACGCCGCUAGUCAUUAUAUCGUCAGUCAGUCACAGUACAAUCUAUUUACAUUAACGUUAGGAGGCAACCACUCAAUAUCGUUCACCGCGCUACUAGACUUAUGUAUGCAAAUAUCGGCAUUCUGAGCCAUUCUGAGCGUUUGUUGUGCGGGACGACAUCUAACACAGUCUUGUAUUUAUCGUCUUAAAAUUGUGGGUGCGUUAGAACAUUCGAAAGGACGAAAUUAUAAGUUGUGGUUACCGUUAUCCUUAAAAAUACUAGACAUCGUAAUUCUUUUUUUUAUCACAACUUAAAUAAUUUCUUUUGCUUUUCCCUUCGCGACGUCGGCAAGAUGGGGAAGAAACAAAGUAAAAUGGAUCCUCAUCAAUUAAUACAUCUCCUAAAUCGUACGAAAUUUGAAGAAAAAGAACUGGAAAAAUGGUAUCAAAAAUUUAUUAAAGAAUAUCCGGACGGAUUUAUUUCCAAGCCGCAGUUUGAAAACAUGUAUCAAAGUUUCUUCCCGAAAGGAGAUGCGAGGGAGUUUGCUGAUCAUAUAUUUCGUACCUUCGAUGGUAAUUCGGAUGGCAAAAUCGAUUUUAGAGAAUUCAUGGUUUCACUCUCAGUGACAACUCGCGGUUCUGCAGAUCAGAAAUUGGAAUGGGCAUUCAAAGUCUAUGACGUUGAUGGCAAUGGAUUUAUCACAAGGAAAGAAAUGCAAUUGAUCGUUCAUUCCGUGGAAAAGGUACUAAACCAGAACAGUCGGGCUUAUGAUAUGUCCGAUAAAAGAACAGAAAGAAUUUUUAAGAAUUUCGACAAAAAUCAAGAUGGUGUACUCUCUUUGAAUGAAUUUUCUGAGGCAGCCAAACUUGACCCGACACUUUCACUUAUGCUCAAUGAAGCCAAAGCUGGACCUGGUGCGGCCGCAGCGGGAAAGAUGUAUUAACCUCGCAGUUGAUUUUGAAAGUCAAAUCUUAUUCACUGACGCUUUGAAUUAUCAGUCAGUCUUUAAAAAGAGAGAUUGUUUUUCGCUAUCGCUGUAUUCUUAGCUAAAUCGCAACGAAUCACUAGGAUAAUGGAAUGGGCAAUAUAUUUGAUUUCCGCGGUGCUGUGGCUGUGCCUAUAAAUUACGGCCCCGGCUCUCUCCGAGAAAGGUAGACAAACAACUCUUGACUGACGUAUUGAAAUAAUUAUUUAGAGACUUAUAUAACGUAAAACUGAAAGUACGUAAUCUACAUAAUCUUAAAACGUCACCAUACGUGCAUGUUAGCCUAUAUCAUAUGGUCCUCUACGUGCAUGUUAGCCUAUAUCAUAUGGUCCUCUGUGAAAACGGAGAUUAAGACUAAUGACUAAUGACUUCAGCUUCGACGGCACGACGGAAUCAAAAAAAUUAAAAUAUCAAGUAAUAUUUAUAGUAAACGUCUUUGUCCUUGAAAGCGAUAUCUUCGUCUUACUCUGUAUACAACUAAAAAUGAUAAUAUUAAUUAUUAAUGAGGACAAUUUGUUUCUGUUCCAAAGUUUAUAGCCGCGGAUGCGUUGUCGUUCUAAAUCUGAAGUCAAAGCCAAAGCUUAUUACUUUUGACUACAAAUUGAAAUAAAAAGAAGUCAGUGGUA
This is a messenger RNA of Dendronephthya gigantea, 1997 nucleotides long. RefSeq names its product neuron-specific calcium-binding protein hippocalcin-like. NCBI's taxonomy places the organism in Eukaryota, Metazoa, Cnidaria, Anthozoa, Malacalcyonacea, Nephtheidae. Gene Ontology annotation, molecular function: calcium ion binding. The record is from RefSeq and is a predicted model, not a curated record. Bases 739 to 1329 code for a protein of 196 amino acids. The transcript has 2 exons.